Messenger RNA from Trametes versicolor FP-101664 SS1, 2129 nucleotides. RefSeq lists its product as uncharacterized. The transcript is spliced from 4 exons. Lineage: Eukaryota; Fungi; Basidiomycota; Agaricomycetes; Polyporales; Polyporaceae. The coding region runs from base 323 to 1759 and encodes 478 amino acids. The record is from RefSeq and is a predicted model, not a curated record. Gene Ontology annotation, biological process: protein targeting to vacuole; proteasome-mediated ubiquitin-dependent protein catabolic process; protein catabolic process in the vacuole. Gene Ontology annotation, cellular component: extrinsic component of membrane; GID complex.
AGCGACUCGUCGGUGGGGGACGUGCGGGGACGCUCUGGGCGUGCUGGUCGGUGGCUGUCGUGGUGGCGGCGGGGGCCUCGAGGGCGGCUCGAAGGGUCGGGGAUGUGUGGGACGGCGAGCUCGUCGAAGGCCAGGGUGAGGGAGAGAGAGGGAGCUAGGGGCUGAUUGGCGCGUCUAGCGAGCUCGGUCGGAAGACGCAUUCGAAGUCGGAGUGAGAUAUUUCGACCUCCCACACAGUCUCCACUCCCAGGUCCUCUCUCUUCUUCCCUCCCAUCUCCCUCUGCUACCCUUCCGCCGUCCGCUCAUCCUCCCCCAUCCCACGAUGCCUGCUGAACACCCCAUUCCCGCGAUACACGACUCGUCCCAGGCGGACCCCUCCCAGUCACAGGUCAAGCUUUGUCUCGCCUGUUGCUGUCCUCUUGCCGCCGAUACCGCCAGCGCCGCACCCUUCCUCCUCCACGACGACUCGGACACUCCAGUAGAAACAACUCUAGUAUGCGCUUCCUGUCGCUCUCGUCUGCCGCCACAGGCCCCUGUCCGCGAUGGGCUGUUUGCCGAAGGCGCAAGGGAGCUCUUGCGACGCGCCGCAUCAUUGCAGCCUGCAAGCAACGAGGCCGCCUCGCCUGCACCCCAUGAGUCCGUUCAAUCUCACCUCUCGAGUCUUCUCGUCGUCGAACCUUGUCCGCCGCCGGAGCUCAUAAUGGAAACCCCCAUCGCCCUGGCGCCGCGCGCUAUUGCCUCCCCGACGUAUGACGCCCAGAGCAACCACUCCUCCCCGGCCCACGCAUCCCGAUAUGACAAGUACCCGACAUCCCCCGCGCCCCCUCCGGCGUCGGCUCGUCCGACGCUGACCCCCAUCGACACCAGCCACGCAAGCUCGUCCCAAGCGCCGGUCGUUCAACGUGCUGACAAGUCAUCUGCGCCCCAUGCCUCUAGCAGCAGGCAGCGUACCCACGUCACCUCCUCUUCAGCCCCCGACCCGCUCUUGGAUAUCACGCGCCUUCGUGUUCGCUCGCAGGGACAUCACUGCCUCUAUCCUGGCGCCACUUUCCAGGGUACCCAGAAGAGCGGCAGGAAUAGCUACGACGUCAACGUGACCAUAGUGGACGUCGAUUUCGCAUCAUCCCAUCUGUGCGGGUACCUCCGCAUCCGCGGACUCACAGACGACUGGCCAGAGCUUACAACGUACUUUGACGCCGAGAUCAUUGGCAGUCGGUAUGGUUUCCUGACGCGCAACUGGGGCGCGACUGAGUCGGAGGACAUGGUUCACUGGGGGCGGUUCCCGGCGUUCCGACAUGUCAAGAACGAGCUUAACAAGCCGCAUUUGACGAUGAAAGACGCUCUCAACCGCGGGGCUGUGUUCAUGCGCUGGAAGGAGAAGUUCCUCGUCCCUGACCACCGUGUGCAGGACAUCAACGGUGCCAGUUUUGCAGGUUUCUACUACGUAUGCGUGGACUUCAACCCGCAACAGACGGGAUCUGUGCAUCUGCCGCCCCCGGCGGAUGACGCAGUAGACUUCGUGUCGUCCCCCACGACGACGCAGGCAGCACCGGCGACGAAGCCUGAGGCGGCCCCACGAUCGCGGCGCAUAUCCAUUAACCGCGGUUCCCGUCGUGCGGGCAGGUCUGCUUCACGCGGGUGUCCCUCUAAUGUGGCGACGAUGAGCGGGUUCUACUUCCACCAGAACUCCGAGCCUUACCAGCAGCUGUCCUUGGUCCACGUCCCGGAGCACACCAGCUCAUGCUUUGAAUUCCGAUGAGCUCAUGACCCGUUCGCCGGAUGUCCUCGAAAUUUGGCUUUGCCAAACGCUAUGAGGGGCGAAUGACGGCGUUCGACAGAUCGUACCGUCGUUCACCUCGGUAGCUACCUUACUCUAGUAUACUCGUUCUGCGACACGACCAUUCCCGGGCCCUGCUACCAUGGGCCACCCCAAUGUCUCCCCGUCCCCACUCGAAUAUCUCUGGACAUGCUCUCAGUUCAUCAUCAUAUUCCCCGAUGCCGCGCUAACGACACGUCCAUCAUACCACUUGCAUUUCCAUGACUUCUCGUGUACUAUCUUUACUCGUGGCUUAGGUAGUGGUCACAUACCUGUUGUACGACCCCGCAAUCGCAUCUCUCUUCGCAACUCG